Molecule: messenger RNA, 409 nt
Organism: Colletotrichum navitas
Lineage: Eukaryota; Fungi; Ascomycota; Sordariomycetes; Glomerellales; Glomerellaceae
Exons: 1
Coding region: 63-338 (91 amino acids)
Source: RefSeq, a predicted model, not a curated record
CUUGGGUUAAUCCAGCCUUGGGGACAUUCCAGCAUUGAGGAGCUUCUAGCUACCGACAGCCCAUGACAUCCUCGAUUGGCCGGCAUACUUGUACCUGGCACCCCGGUCCAAGUGUUCAAGAUGGGAUAAUCCACUCACCUUUGGCCCUGCCAUCGUCUCCUGAACUGAAGAAGGAAUCCUUUGCACGGUCAAGUCCGACAAGCCCUUCCACACCGAAGUGGUUGUCAACGAAGGCGCGCCACUGGUUUCAAUCUGUUCGGGAACAUGGAUUCAUUCAUUCCCGAGUAAUCGCGGAGCACUGUUCUGCACGACAUCUCAAGCGUUCAUCUCAAGAUUGACAGAUUGCUUGGGACGAAAUCUGGGGUCUUUGGCAUCUCGGGAACAUUCACAGUGUUUCAUCGCGACCAAC